AUGAUCCCGUACUCAAAGCCUUUCCAGCCGCCCAACUCGUUGCAAUACGUCGACAAUGUCUUGAAGACAGGAAAGUUGGCUCAAGGGCCGUAUACACAAAGGUGCGAGGAAUGGCUAGAAGAUAUGAUGCAAGCCGGAAAGGCUUUCCUGGUGACCUCCGGGACGACAGCGCUCGAGAUGGCCGCCAUGGUUAUCGAUAUUCAAGCAGGUGACGAAGUCAUCUUUCCCAGCUAUACAUUCGUGUCCACGGUCAACGCCUUCGUCAGCCGGGGGGCCACGCCUGUGUUUGUCGAUAUCGAGAGGGACACGAUGAACAUGGACGCAAAUCUGGUCGAGGCUGCAAUCUCCGAAAGAACGCGGGCCAUUGUCCCGGUCCACUACGCCGGUAUCUCGUGCGACAUGGACGCACUGAUGGACACUGCGUCCCGUCACAACCUUCUCGUUGUGGAAGAUGCAGCACAGAGCCUCACUUCCAAAUAUCGCGGUGUGUAUUCUGGCACUAUUGGGCACAUCGGCUGCAUCAGCUUCCACGAGACGAAGAACGUCACGUCCGGAGGCCAGGGCGGUGCCGUUUUGAUCAACCGGGACGACUUGGUCGAGAGGGCCGAGGUCGUCUACGACAACGGCACCAACAGAGUCAAAUUCUUCCGCGAAAAGUUGCCCAUGUAUGAGUGGCAGGACAUCGGAUCCAACUAUGACUUUGGAGUAAUCAUCUCCUGCGUAGUUUCCUUCCUCGUGUUCGGUUGGAGUCUGCUUCCUCUAUUACUGGGAUCUUACGAGUACAUUAUCAAAUCAACCUGGCACCUCGAUGCUUCCGCACUUUUGAUCAUCGUUUUAUGCCCAGUGGGGCGUCUGCGAAAAGUUGCCAAUAAACAACUGUCUGUGCUACUUAGUUCUACUAUUUCGAGGUCAUGCUUCCUUCUUGCCUCCGACAACCACGCAUCAGGCGGCAGCAUUGGCACGUAA
Molecule: messenger RNA, 966 nt
Organism: Colletotrichum abscissum
Lineage: Eukaryota; Fungi; Ascomycota; Sordariomycetes; Glomerellales; Glomerellaceae
Exons: 1
Coding region: 1-966 (321 amino acids)
Biological process (GO): polysaccharide biosynthetic process
Molecular function (GO): pyridoxal phosphate binding; dTDP-4-amino-4,6-dideoxygalactose:2-oxoglutarate transaminase activity
Source: RefSeq, a predicted model, not a curated record